Blepharisma stoltei is the source of this 904-nucleotide messenger RNA. NCBI's taxonomy places the organism in Eukaryota, Ciliophora, Heterotrichea, Heterotrichida, Blepharismidae. The record is from the annotation of a GenBank genome assembly.
AUGGCCGAUUUAAGAGAUGAACUGGGAGAUAUAGAUGAAGAAAAUUACAUUUAUUUAGAUAAAGACGGAAAACCAAUGAAACUAAUAGAGUUAACUAUCCAUUGAAACCCAGUCCCAAAAAAAUUAAUAUUAAUCACAUGUCAAAAAAAGUAAUCCUUACAAAGUGCUUCAUUAUCUUACCUGCGUUUUCGGAUAGGUGAAGCUAUGGAAAGAUAUUCAACCUUUGCGGGUCUCACAAAUCUUCAAGCAGUAAAUCUUGAAAUUGAUGAUUCGCCACUGCCAAGAGUAAGCCGCUAUUCAGAUUGGCUUAGUUGGGGAUUAUUUAAAAGAUGGAGAUCAGCUUACUUGUGACAUUUCGUCACUUGAUAUAUGGCUCAACGUCCAAAUUGACUGUAAAGAAGCCAAUUUGUUGAUAAAAUUCGAUAUAAAAGUCCCGCUGGUGACAACUUUUUCAGGGGUUCAAGUAUCAAUUUUAGAGAUUGCGAACAAAAUUUUAAGUUUGAGGAAUAUUCCAUUGAAAUAUGACCAGUCUGAAAUAAAAAUCCACAAAAGUCGUAAUGUGUGUUCAAGUUUAAUUAUAAAUGAAACAAUGAGUAAAGACCAUGUGCUGGAUAACGAAGAGAUAUUUGGAAAUCUCAAGGUAAAAGAUUCAGUUGAUUACUUACAUAGGCACAUUAUAUGCUCUCUAAGAAAAAACUUAGAAGUCCAUGUGAACUAUGCCAGCCAAACUAACACGAAAUCAUCUAUAUCAGAAAUAGAUGAAGUUAAAGGAAUUCUACCAAUCAGGCUACUUACGAUCGAGCAAAGAAAAGCUUCUUACAUAAACGAGUCUUCUUCUCCACAUAAUAAAGUCGAAGAAGAGUAUAAACAAAGUAUAGCUUGCAUUAGAUGCUCUAUAUUUUAA